Oldenlandia corymbosa var. corymbosa is the source of this 2004-nucleotide messenger RNA. The record is from the annotation of a GenBank genome assembly. Lineage: Eukaryota; Viridiplantae; Streptophyta; Magnoliopsida; Gentianales; Rubiaceae.
AUGAGUUAUCGUCACGCUAUGGAUGAAGAUUCUUUAAACGGCAUGUCUCUCCAGGGCUCAGAGUUUUCCGAAGAAGAACAUGACUUCAACCCGAAAACUGAAGUCCAUCCUCAGUUUGUGCAGACUUCGUAUGAGAGAUCUCUAAGACUCCCGCUUAAUGACUAUAAUACUAGUCUAUCUAGAAAAAAUUUCAAGUUAUCACUACUGGGUUACUUCAUAGAUGACCGAUCCUUCACAGAUGGUGACAUGCAAGUGUAUAUGGUGGAGAAUUGGCCCAUGUACACCAGGAUCUUGCAUUAUGACCGCAACUUCUUCAUCAUUAAGUUUGCUUCAAGGGCUGAUCUCCUCCUGGCCUUAGAUAAUGAGCCUUAUGCGGUUGAUGGUGGUCUUUUAGUCCUCCGCAGAAUGUAUGAUCAUGAAGAUCUGGUGCUAGACAAUAUUCAGAUUGACAAGAUAAGUGUUUGGGUUCGCAUGCAUGGGGCUGCUAUCACCUCUUACAACUACCGCGGUCCUAGAGAUCUGGUAAAGAAUCUGGGAGAUAUUGCACUUAUCAAAGAAGACUGUGUUAAUCUCCGCAAAGCUACAUACAUCCUAGUCAAGGUAUGGAUUAAUCCGGGAAAGCCAUUGACUCCAACAUUCCAUUAUACCAAAAGAAAUGGAAAACUGGGUAAAAUUCACUGUAAGAUGGUUUCCAUCUUACGAAAUUGGAUGCCCCCUCUGCCUGACGCUAUGUAUCCAGCCAUGUUUCCGGAAGAUGAUGAUAAUGAUGAUGAUGAUGAUGAUAGCCAGGAUGAUCAAGGUCAUGAUGACAACGACAACCACGAUGAUGAUGGCCACAAUGGCCAUGGUGGAGGGGAUAAUCCUGGCGGUCAUAAUCAUGCUAAUGGAGAUCCUGAGGCAUCUCACAGAGAUAAUUGGGGUGGAGGGGACUUUGAUCCUCUGAACUCGAUCCGUCUCAAUUAUGGUGAGAUGCUUGCAAAUGGCUCAAUAGAUACUUCUAGAAGGGCGGCCCCAACAGCUCAAGAAAUGCUAUCAGAUAAUUCUGAUAUAGCUUCCACUGAGUCUAUUCAAUCUUAUGACACUUUAGCAAAUCCCAACUUUGUUCCUGUUGUUGAUGUUUUUAAUGAUCUAAGUCCCCUGUUUGUGGGUGAUGUACCUGUAUCCCCAAACUCUGUUUUUGAUGUGUUCUUGUCGGAUUCUAAGUCUGUAAUUAGUUUUAAUGAGACUGAGAACAUGUCAGAGUCUGUAAAUGCUGUCGGUGGAGAUGUAAUUUCCCAUUCCUCAGACUCUAGUUCCUUUUUAAGAUCUUUAAUGUAUUAUUUGGCUUUGGAGGAGAACAAUGUGAUGCCAUUCUGUGAUGCCAUGGCUUCGGAGGCGAUUUUCUCCACUCCUGCAAAGAACUUUCCAGAGGCAACAUGGUCUAUAAAAAGGAAAGGCGGUUGGACGAUGUCUGCUCCAGAGCUGGAAUAUGAGAGCGAAUCAGAAUCUCAAGAGAAGGUGAAUUCCUACAGGAUGAAGGUUAGGAAAGUGGUCUUGGAUUCAGAAGUUGAGUUAGCCCCCGUCAAGAAAGACAAGAAGAAGAAGCAGAAUUCCAGAAGAAAGUCUCAGGAACCACGCUCUGCCCACAAGCAAGGUCGUGCUGAGUUUUGGUCCCAGCUCAAUGCCAAUCUAAGCUCUUUUAAUUAUCCUAUUGUGUUAUUAGGAGAUUUUAAUCAGGUGGUUUCACAGAAAGAUAAAUGUGGUGGUAGAUUAGUUAGGGAUCAAGAUACUGUUCCAGUGCAUCAGUUCCUGACACAAAAUGAUUUGGAGGAACUCAAACACAUUGGAUGUUGGAAUACCUGGACCAACAAGAGACAGAAUGAAGAGGCGAUCUAUGAAAGAAUGGAUCGGGGCUUUGUCAACAAGCAGUGGUUAUCUGUGCUCCCAGUAGCAUCAACCAGGAAUUUGCCAAUUAUGGUCUCUGAUCGUGCUCCAAUUUUGGUACAAAUCAAGAACAAGAAAUAG